This is a messenger RNA of Truncatella angustata, 1783 nucleotides long. Its product is annotated as NADH-ubiquinone oxidoreductase. The transcript is spliced from 3 exons. The record is from RefSeq and is a predicted model, not a curated record. Bases 158 to 1675 code for a protein of 505 amino acids. NCBI's taxonomy places the organism in Eukaryota, Fungi, Ascomycota, Sordariomycetes, Amphisphaeriales, Sporocadaceae. Gene Ontology annotation, molecular function: NAD binding; 4 iron, 4 sulfur cluster binding; NADH dehydrogenase (ubiquinone) activity.
GGCAGCGAUUAUUCCACUCAAUGUAAAGUGCAAGUCCAGCAUCUUCAACGACAUUUGGAAUCUUCCGGCUUUAAAGCACUCGAUUGCCCAUUGCCAUCCACCUCUCCACUCCUAUUGUGGUAUCAAGCUCAAUAAGAGCGACAGUACACCACACAAGAUGCUGUCAAGGACUGCAGCACCGCGGGCAGCCUCUGCGAAGGCCCUGUCGCGCGUCGCUCUGCCAUCAUGUACCCGAUUACCCGCCACCACCAACACACCCGCCCAGUCCCGGCGGUCCAUGGCGACUGUCCAGGAGGGCACCCCGAAGCGUGUAUACGGCGGGCUCAAGGAUCAAGAUCGCAUUUUCCAGAACCUCUACGGCCGAUACCCCCCCGAUCUGAAGCAUGCCAAGAAGAUGGGAGACUGGCACAAGACGAAGGAGAUCAUUCUCAAGGGCCACGACUGGAUCAUCGGCGAGGUCAAGGCAUCCGGAUUACGAGGUCGUGGAGGAGCUGGCUUCCCCUCUGGUCUCAAAUGGUCCUUCAUGAACUUCAAGGACUGGGAAAAGGACACGAAGCCGCGAUACUUGGUCGUCAACGCUGAUGAGGGAGAGCCCGGUACAUGCAAGGAUAGAGAGAUUAUGCGAAAGGACCCCCACAAGCUUCUCGAGGGCUGCUUGGUCGCCGGCCGUGCUAUGAACGCCACUGCCGCAUACAUUUACAUCCGUGGCGAGUUCAUUCAAGAAGCCGCUGUCCUCCAGCACGCCAUCAACGAGGCCUACGCCGAUGGUUUGAUUGGAAAGAAUGCCUGUGGUUCCGGUUACGACUUCGACAUCUACCUCCACCGCGGUGCUGGUGCUUACGUUUGUGGUGAGGAAACUUCUUUGAUUGAAUCCCUGGAGGGUAAGCCCGGCAAGCCCCGUCUCAAGCCUCCGUUCCCUGCCGCUGUCGGUCUCUUCGGUUGCCCUUCUACUGUCGCAAACGUCGAGACUAUUGCUGUCGCCCCUACUAUCUGCAGAAGAGGCGGCAACUGGUUCGCCGGUUUUGGCCGUGAGCGAAACCAGGGUACCAAGCUUUUCUGUAUCUCUGGACACGUCAACAACCCUGUCACUGUCGAGGAGGAGAUGAGCAUCCCCCUCAGGGAGCUUAUUGAUAAGCACUGCGGUGGUGUUCGUGGUGGCUGGGACAAUCUUCUCGCCAUCAUCCCUGGUGGUUCUUCCACUCCUAUCCUCCCCAAGAGCGUCUGUGAUGAUCAGCUUAUGGACUUCGACGGACUGAAGGAUAGCCAGUCUGGUCUCGGUACCGCUGCCGUUAUUGUCAUGGACAAGAGUGCCGAUGUCGUUCGUGCUAUCUCUCGCUUAAGUCACUUCUACAGACACGAGUCAUGCGGUCAAUGUACACCUUGCCGUGAGGGUAGCAAGUGGACCGAGCAGAUUAUGCAGCGAUUUGAGAAGGGUCAGGGACGUGAAAGGGAGAUUGACAUGUUGCAAGAGUUGACCAAGCAAGUCGAGGGUCACACCAUUUGCGCUCUCGGUGAGGCUUUUGCCUGGCCCAUUCAAGGUCUUAUCCGACACUUCAGACCAGAGCUCGAGCAGAGAAUGCAAAAGUUUGCGGCUGAGAACGGCGGUCCCGCACUGGCUGGUGGUUGGCACUCGGAUGCGAAGGCUCAGGGUAAGCUGAUUUCUCCUGGACAAUAGAAGGGCUCUGAGUUAGGCGUAAUGCGUGGUGAAAAGACCUGUUACGGGCUGUACAAUCUGCUAAAUCAUCCGUCACUUUGUACAUACUACGAAAGAUUUUCUGUGUUA